Ceratosolen solmsi marchali is the source of this 2146-nucleotide messenger RNA. RefSeq names its product histidine decarboxylase (gene Hdc). The record is from RefSeq and is a predicted model, not a curated record. Gene Ontology annotation, cellular component: cytoplasm. Bases 2 to 2146 code for a protein of 714 amino acids. Gene Ontology annotation, biological process: histamine biosynthetic process; L-histidine catabolic process. Gene Ontology annotation, molecular function: histidine decarboxylase activity; pyridoxal phosphate binding. The transcript is spliced from 15 exons. NCBI's taxonomy places the organism in Eukaryota, Metazoa, Arthropoda, Insecta, Hymenoptera, Agaonidae.
UAUGAACUUCAAUGAAUACCGGCAGCAUGGUAAAGAAAUGGUGGACUAUAUCGCGGAUUACCUAGAGAACAUUCGUGAGCGACGCGUCUAUCCGAAUGUAUCUCCGGGUUAUCUGAGAAACAUUUUGCCGUCGUCAGCACCAGUGGACGGCGAGCCAUGGAACAGCAUCUUCGGCGACAUUGAGAAGUGCAUAAUGCCAGGUGUCACUCAUUGGCAAAGCCCUCACAUGCACGCAUACUUUCCAGCUCUGAAUUCACCAGCAAGUCUUCUUGCUGAUAUGCUUGCUGAUGCAAUUAAUUGCUUAGGGUUCACCUGGGCUUCGAGUCCCGUUUGCACAGAAUUGGAAACAAUCGUAAUGAACUGGCUGGGUAAGAUGAUUUGCCUUCCGGAGGAUUUUCUUCAUCGAAUUGGUGGCCCUGGUGGUGGCAUUAUUCAAACAACAGCUAGUGAGGCAACUCUCGUCUGUCUCUUGGCUGCGAGAACCAGAGCUAUCCGGGAGGUGCAGGAAAAUGAUCCGCAAUCGAUGCCUGUCGAAAUCAAUUCGAGACUCGUAGCCUAUUGUUCCGAUCAGGCCCACUCGAGCGUAGAGAAAGCUGGACUCAUUGGAUUAGUCCGUAUGAGAUACAUCGACUCCGACGAUCAUCUGAGUAUGAGAGGCGAAAUACUCACCGAGGCUUUGCUACGCGAUCGAAAAGAUGGACUUGUACCCUUCUUUGUCUGCGCAACACUGGGCACCACCGGUGCUUGCUCAUUCGACAAUUUACAAGAGAUUGGACCAAUAUGUGAGAAGAAUGGCCUCUGGCUACACAUCGACGCUGCUUAUGCCGGCAGCGCAUUCAUUUGCCCAGAGUUUCGUUGCUGGAUGAAGGGCAUCGAACAUGCCGACUCCUUUGCUUUUAAUCCAAGCAAAUGGCUUAUGGUGCACUUUGACUGCACGGCCAUGUGGGUGAAGAAUAGUCAAGCUCUUCAUAGGACAUUUAACGUCGAUCCCAUAUAUCUCAAGCAUGAAAAUUCAGGUCUUGCGAUAGAUUAUAUGCAUUGGCAAAUCCCAUUGUCGAAGAGAUUUAGAGCACUCAAGCUGUGGUUUGUGAUUAGAAAUUACGGAAUCACAGGCCUGCAGAAGCACAUACGCGAGGGUGUGAGAUUGGCACAGAAAUUUGAAGCCCUUGUAUUGGCAGACUCGCGCUUCGAGAUCCCGGCACCCCGCUAUUUGGGUAUGGUGGUUUUCCGUCUACGCGGGGAUAAUUCGCUAACCGAGCAGUUGUUGAAAAAAAUUAAUUCUCGCGGACGUGUCCAUUGCGUGCCGGCUUCGCUACAUGGGAAAUACGUCAUCAGGUUCACAGUGACAUCGUCAACUACAACCAAUGACGAUUUGUUGCGAGAUUGGGCAGAAAUCAAGAGCACCGCAUUCGAAAUCUUGGGAUCAGUUACUAAUUCCCCAUCAAGAGCAAGAGUCUCAUUGGCCGAAACUCGCGAGAGAAAUGAAAAUUUUGGCUCGAGCCUGCUGCUGGCCAACUCACCAAUGUCGCCAAAAAUUGUGAAUGGCAGUUUUGCCGCCAUAUACGACGCGGCCGACGUCUUCAACGAGUGCAUGAAGACAUUUGGCCGGCUUCGUCUGCACGCUCGGGAUAGUCCAGCUAUGCGGCGACGAAUUAGGGGAAUUCUCAUGUCCGGGAAACAAUUUUCACUCGAUUCGGGAAUGGAUUUGGUUCAGGUUUCAAUAAAAUCUUUGCAGGGUUAUGCAUCAUGCGCCCGUCCAUUGUCGGAGCCAGGCGCGAGUAAUCUACUGCAGGUAAAAGAAGACGAAGAUUUCGCCGGUAAAAGCGAUUCCACACUGAGCAUUGAUAAAUCAGAAUCUACAAUCGAUUCUUGCUCGAGUCUCAUAAAUUACAUAGAUUACGAAGACAAUAACGCCAGAAUUAACAAUGGACUUUAUGCAAAAGAUCGUCUCUCCAUUGAGUCUGAAGAUGCCUGCAGUUUUGCUGAUAAUUCCUCAGUAAGAGGAAUUUCCAAGAGUGAAACUAUCGGAGCUAUUAGCAGCUGUCUGAACAACAUUGCUUCCAACAACACAACUUGUUCGCUUAAUGAAAAUGUCUUGGACAAUGCACAAGUUUGCCGAAAAUGCGGUCACUAUGUAAAGCAGUAA